Messenger RNA from Zootermopsis nevadensis, 2672 nucleotides. Its product is annotated as FAST kinase domain-containing protein 4. Gene Ontology annotation, biological process: regulation of mitochondrial mRNA stability; mitochondrial RNA processing. NCBI's taxonomy places the organism in Eukaryota, Metazoa, Arthropoda, Insecta, Blattodea, Termopsidae. Gene Ontology annotation, molecular function: RNA binding. Gene Ontology annotation, cellular component: mitochondrial matrix; ribonucleoprotein granule. The record is from RefSeq and is a predicted model, not a curated record.
UAGAACUAAUAAUCGGUAUUUUUAGGUUAAGUUACUGUUUGGCUGUCUGCAUCGGCUAGUUGGUGGGUAGAAAGUAGCUCAUAUGUGCCGGAUCGUGCAGAGUGCAGACAAGUGUUCAUGAUUUAAUGUAGCUAUUAUUAUUGUAUUUUAUUCUGUAUAAUGAUGAUCCGGUAUGUACCCUGGAAAGGAUGGCGUGUUUUGUUCAGGAUCAGUAAUCCAAUGCAACCUUCAAGUUCUUCUGCUCCAGCCACUGUUGGUCUCCGUCUUACUCCAUGCUCAGAAUCUACAACUAAGGUAGUUGGAACUUCAGUUGAUGUAUCAUCGACAGUUGUCUCGGCACCAGAGGAUCAGACACAUGACACCAGUACAUCAGAAUCCAAAUCAGUGCAUGUAGUAAACGAGAGAAAAAGUAGUAUAGUAGCUGCAGCAUUUGCUUCUUUAAAAAGAGUCGAAGUACCCAAGAAAUCAACCCAGUCGCUACAUGAAAGUAUUUCUGCAGCAGAUUCAGUGGAAUCAUUGCUGUCUAUAGCGGAGUCACCACUGGUGUCACGCAGACAUGCCUUACAAAUUGUUUCUCAGCUUGCUGAUUGGACUGCUAGUGGGCAUGUCAAGCUGUCAGACUUUGAAACAGAUACUCGAUUUCUUAAGUUGUGUCGAUUAUUGGGUCGUGGAUUACCUCAUGGUUCACCGACGUUGUGGAAGGAAGCAUCAGGGAAUGGAGAUCUGGCCGUUGUGCUUGGAGUCACAGGAGAAGACAAAGCUGCCAAGCUUGUGGCAGGCAUCUCUCUGAGUCAGAUGAUUAGGAUAAUGUCAUCAUUGGCACAGAAGCAGCGUCGCUCAACACCAUUGCUGCGUUCAUUGGCGUUCAACUUGGCAAGACAGAGAGAGAAAUUUAAUAUAAAGGACUGUGCUGACUUGUUGUAUGCUAUGGCAACACUAAACUUCCCAGAUGACUUGUUGCUAGAGAAGACUUGUGGAGAUCUCUGUGAGUGUGUAGAAUCCAAUCACAGGCCAGCUGUCAUUGGUUCUAUCCUGACAAGUCUUGGUCUUCUAAGAUAUAAAAACACAGAGGUCCUGGAUGCAUUGGUAGACUGGGUGGUGUGCCAUGUAGAUGUUUGCAGACCACAUGAUUUGACAGCCUUGCUCCUGACACUGGCCACUGUAUUCCACACACCAAGCAAUGCUGAUCAUCUCUUUAAUGUGAUAUUGCCUCAUGUGACAGUGCAAGAUCUGCCAAGUCCAUCGGCAUGGCUGGAUGUGGUGUGGUCCCUCGUUGUGCUCGAGCAGGCCGCUACGCAGCACGUAGCCUCUGUACUUGAUCCUAACUUCUGCAUCAAACUGAGUGUUGAUACAGAUGGAAAAAUGAGGAUGAAUGUGGCAUCAAAAUUGAAGCUUCUAAAUAUAAAUGCAGCUGCACAGUUAAAAAUCCCAGGAUACAAAGGUCCAUUGCUGCCAUCUGAUUCAGAUGUCCACAGCGUCCCGCUUACUCGAUCAAGAGAGAAGCAGCUUCUUGUUGCCUCCAUCUUGGAUUCGUUCUCAAACCUUCUCCCUUCAGCAACAUAUCUUCGCAGCAAUAUAGAUACUGGAAUGGGAUUCCUCCUAGAUGGUGAAUGUAUGUUGGAUUCCAACUGUAACCCAUUGCCUGUUCCUGUUGAAUCGACGAUGUCUCGCAAUUUUGGUAGUGAAAAAAUGCCAGCUUCUUCCUUUGAUAAGACGCCUGUAAGUCCAUCCAGGGUGCGAGGAAGUCGCUGUGCUACGAACAAGGGAACCAGGAUCGGCAUUCUGGCGCGGGACUAUCGGGACAUGUGCCGCGGCAGCCCGGAGCCUAAUGGCGUGGCAGCGCUGAGCGCGAAGCUGCUCGAAUGCGCCGGUUACAGAGUGUUGUGCGUCCCUCACACGAAGUACAAUCCUCGAGAGAAGUUGCUGCAGAGGGUGCAGUAUCUAGAUCAACAUUUGAAAUCGCUAGUCAGAGGUCCGUAGGUGCUGCUGACACGAUAGUUUAUGCACAGUGAUAAUUAGAAGUUACCGACACGUCGUCAACACACGGCUGAUUUUAAUAGAGCGUGAGUUCUAUCCUGCUCUGUGCGUUUGUGCGCUGUUCUGCGUUGAGACGUGAUCUCACGAGGUAAGAUUCUGCUUUAAGCAAAUGUGCUUGCGAGGUAACUGGUAAGAGCGUGUGUGAGUGUGUGUGAUGUUUAUGAGUCCAUUGUAAAUAACUGAGAAAAACGACGCUCGGAAAAUAACGAAUGAUGUGAAUCGUGUUACAAGAAUUUGUUCUCAUAUUUUGGAUGUGCCAGUGAUUUCCAGAUGAUCAUCUUGGGGUUCUGUGAGGGAUCCCAGUCGUACAUGGAUGCUUUCUUCUUCUUCUUCUUCUUCUAACUACUGAUUUAAAGCGAUUGCCAGUUUAUGAGUCACUGCAAUUGCUGAGGACGAGAAAAUUGUUUAAACUGUGCGUGAAAGUAAGAAAUCCUGAUGAUCCCAAGUGGAAAGUCUGCCUUACUGGCGCAAAUGAUGAUUUAAGCCGAGCGCUGCCAAACUAGAGGCACUAGACUUACGCAAAACAUGUAACAGCUGUGUGUUGAAGACGUGCACUAAGGGUGCAUUAGAGCACUGCUUUUGUAUGUAAAUGUCUCUUGCAGAUACAAGUAAUACAGUUUGAAGUAAUUAAUCUU